This is a messenger RNA of Fusarium venenatum, 462 nucleotides long. RefSeq lists its product as uncharacterized. Lineage: Eukaryota; Fungi; Ascomycota; Sordariomycetes; Hypocreales; Nectriaceae. The record is from RefSeq and is a predicted model, not a curated record.
AUGCCUGCGCUAUCUAUCGCCGUCCAACCCCCUUCUCGGGCACAGGUAUCCACGAUACUAUAUCCUCCCCUGGUUGCAGAGUUCAAUUUCAAAGGAUCAGCUCCCGGAUUUUACUUCUUUGCCAUGGUCAUCCUUCUUACACGAAAUGGGGACAUUGUGGAGCACGGUCUAUCAGGGACUACAUCGGUGACUGGCAUGGACGUCACUUCGCUUGUGGGAUCGUCGAGAACUACGAUUUAUUUCCCUUUUACCGACCUCAGCCUUCUAUACGAAGGCGCCUAUAAGAUUCGAGUCGAUGUGUACAAGGUUGCGUACGAAAAUUCGGACGGGUAUAUUUUUCAAGAUCAGAUUAAAACCAACCGCAUCACUGCUGUUAACGAAGACGUCCCAGCUGGAACUGCCGGUUCUUCUGAACGUAGCGUGAUUCGAGCCCUUCGAAACGCUGGUGUCCAGAUUCCUUGA